Xiphophorus couchianus (Monterrey platyfish) is the source of this 1413-nucleotide messenger RNA. RefSeq lists its product as uncharacterized. The transcript has 2 exons. The coding region runs from base 197 to 829 and encodes 210 amino acids. Gene Ontology annotation, cellular component: plasma membrane. NCBI's taxonomy places the organism in Eukaryota, Metazoa, Chordata, Actinopteri, Cyprinodontiformes, Poeciliidae. The record is from RefSeq and is a predicted model, not a curated record. Gene Ontology annotation, molecular function: monoatomic cation channel activity.
AUCUUUUCUUCUCCCUUUUUGUCAAACUGAGCACAUUUUAACUCAUGAAUAAAGAUGCAUGCAGAGCAUUUACCAUGAAAAGAAACAAGUAUUAAAACUUUGUAAAUUACACUUGGGUAUACAUGGAUAAAAUUAUAUCUAUUGCUUCAAUAAUUUCACUUCUCUCUCUGUGUGUUUCCCAAUUAUAGAGCUAACUAUGGAUUUCAAGAACAACUGGAUUUCCAAACUGAAAGGAGAAUUUUCCAAAAGCCCAGUAGCAACAACUCUAAGCUUUGGACUGAUCCAGAUGGCGUUUGAGAAACUGGUGGAAGUAGAUUUCGAAUGCCCCUGUGACUCUAGAUACAAUCAAUUACAUUCUUUGACAUGUUUCAUUGUUCCACCAAUCGUAGUCUUUUUACUAAUGUUUGCCAUUAAAUGUCACUGUAAACCACUUAGAACAUUUGACUGUAAAUCAUGUAUUAAAUCAGUCUGUAAGGCCGUUAGUAUCACCAUUAUUUCAGCCACAAUAUGGUUGAUAAUUGUGUUUUUUGAUGGUCGUUAUUACGCCUGUGCAAAGACCAGCUGGACGGGAACCUACGAAACGAUUAAGAACGAUGAGCCUCUGAAAUGGUGUAAACCAGACACAGACAGCUCCAACUCAUCUCAGGAGCUACUGGACAAAACCCAGCUGUGGUAUUCUGAGUCACAGUUCAUUGGAUUCUGGAUAAUAUUAGGGUUGGCGGGUUUUUGUGUGCUCUGUUCGCUUGGCUCCCGGUGCUCAUCCAGUUCUGAUGAAAAUGAUGGAACUUCAAGAAAUGAGAGAAACGACGUGGCUUCUGCACCUGUCUGAAGCAAAAACAUGAAAAGAAAUCAUAUGUGAAUGUCUAAUUACAUAGGACAAGUCAUGUGUGGUUAAGAAUAUAAAACAUUUCUGACUGAAGCAACUUUUACGACUGUAAGAAAUGCCAGCAGGGAUGUGCACAGAUAGAUACUAAGCGUGUUUUGGACCAUCGGGUGUUUUCAUACUUUGAUAGUCCUGUGGACUCGUUUUAAAUGGGGGCCAAAGUUGCAACAUUUGUUAAAUUUUUAGCUCAUGUGAAUCACUUUCACACUGCACUGCGUCAAACGAUCCAAACGAAUUGAGAAAAGCAGUUCCCCUUCUCACGUGUGGCGGCGCUGCACCAAAAACAAUUGAAGGAAACGACAGAAAAACCUCAGAAGAAGACAUGAGCAACUUCCUUCUUUGAGAAAUCUAACAAAGUGAAUACAUUUCACUACUUGGUGGACGAUUAUAUUUGACAAGUUAUGUUUAAAAUUCAUAAUAACAUAUUACCAGUAACCUCCAAAAAAAACAAACUCAGAAGUAAUCAAAAGCAUUUAUUUUUAUUGAAUAAAUAUGUAGAAUAUAUGGAAUAAAACCAAGGAAAUGUAUAU